AUGAAGUUUGCAUUGGCAGCAGCAACCCUAGGGUUUCUUGGGACUGUAUCCGCUUCUGCCAUUCCCAAUGAACCAAAUGCCAGGGUUCCGGCUGUUGAUAAGAUCAAUGUCAAUGGCGACAGCCGGAUACAAGUGCGAACGGCUAGUCUCAAUGGACAAACAUAUUCAUAUUGGGAUGCCUCUAGUGUAGGCCCUAGCAAAGGGACCAUUUUUAUGCUUCAUGGAUUUCCGGGCCUUGCUGCGUCGUGGAGGUAUCAGGUCCCAGCAUUAAUUCAACUAGGAUUUCGUGUUAUCGUGCCCGAUUUAAUGGGCUAUGGGAAAACUAACGCACCGGAAUUUUCCGCUCCCCUCUACAGUUACAAGAGGGCGUCGGAUGAUAUGGCCAGCCUCGUUCGUCAGUUGGGGCUAUCGAAAGUUAUUGUUGUCGGUCAUGAUUUAGGUGGCGUUGCCGCGUAUCGAGUCGCGCAGUAUCAUACAAACCUAAUUUCACAUAUUGCUGUGGUUGGAACUCCUUUCACAGCUGCCUCUCCUACCUAUGCGACGCUGGAACAGCUUGUCCAGAAACUUUCAUUUUUUGGCUAUCAGAUCUCAUUUAGAGAUCUUGUCCCAGCGAAGCACAUCAAGACCAAGGAUGAUAUGAGGAGAUUUUUAGAUGCCGUAUAUGGCGGGAAAACUCCGGAUGGAAAGACCGCACUUGAUCCGACAAAGGGUGUGCUCUACGAACUAUUACCUCAGAUCCAAAAAUCACCCUUAUUCACUCCAGAGGAACUGGAAUUCUUUGUCAACGAAUACAUGCGCCACGGGAUUACUCCUCCACUGGGUUGGUAUCGAACCCGCCGACAAAACUACGAGGAUGAACUCUCCCUUGUUGGCAAGGGUAUCAGUCAGCCAACUCUUUUUAUUGCUGCUAACCAGGACCCUGUCCUGAAGCCGAUCCUUUCCCGAGGUAUGGAACGAUCUAUCCCGAAAUUGACUCGCAGGGCGGUGGAUACCGAACAUUUUGCCAUGGAACAGAAACCAAAUGAGGUCAAUGCCAUUCUUAGGGAAUGGCUUCAAGGAGUGGUUCUUGGGGGCAAGGACAAGUUGUAA
Messenger RNA from Ophidiomyces ophidiicola, 1089 nucleotides. RefSeq lists its product as uncharacterized. Lineage: Eukaryota; Fungi; Ascomycota; Eurotiomycetes; Onygenales; Onygenaceae. The transcript is spliced from 8 exons. Gene Ontology annotation, molecular function: catalytic activity. The record is from RefSeq and is a predicted model, not a curated record. Bases 1 to 1089 code for a protein of 362 amino acids.